AUGGCUUCCCAGACUUUCAAGUUGAACUCGGGAUAUGAGAUCCCUGCCGUCGCCCUCGGCACCUGGCAAUCCGCUCCCGGCGAGGUCACAAAGGCCGUCUCCUACUCCCUCUCCGUCGGCUACAAGGCCAUUGACGGCGCCUACUGCUACGCCAACGAAGAUGAGGUCGGUGCCGGCCUCAAGGAGGCUUUCGCCAACGGCGUCAAGCGCGAGGACAUCUUUGUCGUCACCAAGCUGUGGGCCACCUACACCAUUGGCGACGACAAGGUCAAGGAGGGCCUGGAGAAGAGCUUGAAGAGCCUGGGUCUCGACUACGUCGACCUCUUCCUCGUCCACUGGCCCGUCGCAAUGAACCCCAACGGCAACCACGACAGGUUCCCCACCAAGCCCGACGGCUCCCGCGACAUCAUCCACAGCCACUCCCACGUCGAGACCUGGAAGUCGGUCGAGAAGCUCCUCGACACGGGCAAGGUCCGCUCCAUCGGCGUCUGCAACUACAGCGUAAAGUACCUCGACGAGCUCCUCCCGCAAGCCAAGGUCGUACCCGCCGUCAACCAGAUCGAAAACCACCCGAGCCUGCCCCAACAGGAAAUCGUCGACUACUGCAAGGAGAAGGGCAUCCACAUCAUGGCCUACAGCCCUCUCGGCUCCACGGGCGGCCCCUUGCUGACCGCGGCGCCCGUCGUCAAGAUCGCCGAGAAGCGCGGCGUCAGCGCGGGUACAGUAUUGCUGAGCUACCACGUCGCGCGCGGCAGCACGGUGAUUGCCAAGUCUGUGACGGAGAGCCGGAUCAAGUCCAACUUGGAGAUUGUCAAGCUCGAUGACGAGGAUAUGAAGGAGCUGCGGGCGUACUCUGAUGAUUUGACGGCCAAGAAGGAGCUGAAGCGUUAUGUGUACCCGCCGUUUGGCAUCGACUUUGGAUUCCCGGAUAAGUCGUAG
Molecule: messenger RNA, 939 nt
Organism: Colletotrichum fioriniae
Lineage: Eukaryota; Fungi; Ascomycota; Sordariomycetes; Glomerellales; Glomerellaceae
Gene: GAR1
Product: H/ACA snoRNP pseudouridylase subunit
Cellular component (GO): cytosol
Molecular function (GO): aldose reductase (NADPH) activity
Source: RefSeq, a predicted model, not a curated record